AUGGCUCAUAAGCGUUUGGUAACUGUAGUUGGAGCCACGGGUGCUCAAGGCGGUGCGGUUUUACGAUCAUUGAUUGCAACGGACAAAUAUAAGAUUCGCGGUUUAACACGCGAUGCAGCAAGUGAAAAAGCUCAAGCAGUAAAACGUUUGAAUGAUCAUAUUGAGAUGGUCUCAUGCGAUAUCAACAAGAGAGAGGAUGUUGAAAGAGCAUUUAAAGAUUCAUGGGCUAUUUUCGCUCUAACAGACUUUUCGUCACAAAUCAGUCAACCUGGAGCUGAAAUUCAACAAGGUAAAGGGAUGGCAGAUGCUGCUGCUGCACUUCAAAUUCCAUACUUCAUAUUCAGUACCCUUGAAGAUGCUACGAAACUGAGCGGUGGCAAAUAUGUCGCGCCACACUUCGCUGAGAAAGCUAAAGUACGCGACUACAUCAAGGAAUACCACCCGACUUUGAAAACAAUUUAUGUCGAGCCCGCAUUCUACAUGCAAAACUGGUCGAACAUUUUCAAACCACAGAAAUCGGCUGAUGGUGCGAUGAUUUUCGCACUGCCUAUCGACGAGAAGACGACAUUGCAUAUGGUGGAUAUCGAAGACACUGGUCCGAUAGUUUGUAAAAUUUUGAAUGAUCCAGACAAAUAUGUGGGUCAAGAUAUUUGCAUUUGCGGUGAAGCUAUUCAAUUUAGCGACAUUCCUAAAGUUUUUACUAAAGUUACUGGCAUUCCGGCUUUAGCUAAAACAUUAACGGAAGAAGAAUACCGAUCGGCAAUUCAGUUCCUGCCGAAAUUUGUACAAGAUGAAUUAUUUGCUAUGUUUCAAUGGUUUCAAGAAUAUGGCUAUUAUGGCAAAGACAAAGAUUGGACAACUGGACAAAAGUUAACAGCAUUAAAUACAUUUGAGCAAUGGCUGAAAAAAACCGGUUGGAAAGGUCAAUAA
Molecule: messenger RNA, 930 nt
Organism: Rotaria socialis
Lineage: Eukaryota; Metazoa; Rotifera; Eurotatoria; Philodinida; Philodinidae
Source: the annotation of a GenBank genome assembly